GGCCGAGCCGCGCCGGCUGAUGAUAUAGACCAAGGGUGGCCCGUUCCGCAUCCCGGGGAUUAACCGCCGGCCAGGGGCGAAUAUCGCCUGCGAGGGACUCGCUGACCGAACCCCGGCCGGGCUCUCCUUUUCCCUUACGUCAUGCCGAGAUGUGGGUCCCGGGCCGGGCCGAGAGGUCUAUUCCCGAAACCCUCGGACCGAGAGCAGUGUAGAGCAUCAUCCCAAACUAGAAGUGAGCGUCUACACACCGGGAACUAAGGCAUAUCAGACGUCGAUGAUGGGGUUGCCAUACCCCAAGAGCGAGUCGCAGGCGGUGGAUAUAUCCGCACCUAGGUUCUCGCGGAGGUGGGGUGGGUUAGCUCUCCAGACCGCAAGUGUUUCUUGGCCCCCCCUUUCGAAAACUGUACCCAACGCCACGACGAGACAUCAUGGCAUCCGAACUCCAAGGAUUCGCGGCCUUGAAGCCGUGCUGUAUCACCAAGGUGAACGUCGACGUGCAAAAGGGAAUCCACCCUUUCGGGGAGGCCUACAACGGCUCUAGACUUACGCAUUUUGAGUGUCCUUCUGGGACGGUCGAGAGCGUUCCCGGAUUCGAGCCGGCCUUCAAGGCCAACUUCACUUUCGGCGGAGACUGGUUUUCCAUGGACGCCGAUGGCAAGCACGGACGCGUUGACUUCCGGGGAAUUGCGAGAAGCGAGGAGGGACACGAGAUCGACGUCCGCGUCUACGGCAUAGUCAAGAUGGGUCCGGAGGCCUCGAAGGUCUUCAACCUGCAGCCGGACAUGGCUACGGUCCCGUUCGGCUGGAUCACUGCCAAGGCUGAGUACAUAGUUUCGGACCCCAAGUUGAAGUUCUUGGAGACUAGCAUUCUCGUCGGCAACGCACGCGUACUCAUCGACCCCGAGACGGGUGUGACGAUCGAGAAUAGGCAGUCGAUAGUUCUUAGCACGACAGCCGAGUGAAUACAUGUCUAGGUGGAAUUAUCUGAGUCGAGAGCGAUGUGGGUAAAGCGGUCUGCUGCGGUAUUACUGCUUUAUUUACGGACAGGGGGUCUAGAUCCCGAUAGGAAAAGUCCUUCUCAUCAUGGAAUUUGGGCUUGAUUGGUUGUUGUUUUCGUGCGGUUAUGCGCAAUUCCGAUCCUUUGUUCCGUAGCACUCGAAAUAUCCACCUAUGAAGUCCUCAGAAGUCACCAUCUACCAACGUUGAAGGAAACACUAGGCCUUUUGUCCUCGGAGAUAUUACUCCGAACCCAUCUUCCCGACUCUGUAUUGCCACGAGAAAAGUGUGGACGCCUAAAUUAACUUGUGUAGAAAUGCUAGCAUCUAAUAUACUUAGGGGACGCUUCCUUGGGAUUAUGUUUCUGGAUAGGUACCAAUCAC
Molecule: messenger RNA, 1379 nt
Organism: Durotheca rogersii
Lineage: Eukaryota; Fungi; Ascomycota; Sordariomycetes; Xylariales; Xylariaceae
Exons: 5
Coding region: 429-962 (177 amino acids)
Source: RefSeq, a predicted model, not a curated record